GAGGAGGAAGAGGAAGGAGAGGAAGUGCCCCCUAAGGAGCCUGAGGAGAACCAAAAGAGGCUGGUGCCAGGGCAGGAGUGGUAGCCGUGGGGAAGGCUGCGGAGAGGCCCAGUUGGCCUAGUAAUGGCGUCACCCCUGACCUGGCCAGAGGGUGUGGUAGGCCGGAGGCAGACACAGCGGAUGAGGGGCAGAAGGGAGGCGGGUGGAGGGGUGCAGUGAAUGGAGAGGGAGCACCGAAGCUGAGCUUGGGCAGCCAGAGGGCAGGGGCCAGCUGGGGCCCGGCCCAGCGGUCAUGGGGCCUGGGUGGAGGGUGUACAAAGCGGGGCCUGCACCGAGCCCUGAAGACAGGGAAGUGACCUCGUUUCGAAUCCAGAUUUUUGCCACUGCCUCUCUUCGUGACCUCGAACGAGUCACUCAUCUUGUCUGAGCCUCAGUUUCCUCACCUGUGAAGCAGGGAUCAAAGCAGUCAGUACUUACCAGAAUUUUCAAGAAGCUGCCCUUGGAGGCACACAGUAACCACGCCAGCCACCAGUCCUGGACCCUACCUGCUUUAGUCCAAGCGCCGCCCCAGACCCCCGAAUUCACCUGGCCGCACACACUAGCCACGCCCCUAACUGGCCCCGCCUUCACCUGGCUCCGCCCCGACCGAGAAGCCCCGCCCCUGCCUCUCCUACUGGCCACGCCCCCACCUGGCCACGCUCCGGUUGCCCAGGUUUCGCUCCGCACACGCUCAGCAGAGCCCAGUCUGGGAGGGACGCGCCCGGCCGCAGUCCACUGCCCCUGGCCCCCGCCCACGAGCCCAUGGAGGCGCCUGGACCCCGUGCCUUGCGGACUGCUCUCUGUGGCGGCUGUUGCUGCCUCCUGUUGUGUGCCCAGCUGGCUGUGGCUGGUAAAGGAGCUCGAGGCUUUGGGCGGGGAGCCCUGAUCCGCCUGAAUAUCUGGCCAGCGGUCCAAGGGGCCUGCAAACAGCUGGAGGUCUGUGAGCACUGCGUGGAGGGAGACAGAGCGCGCAAUCUCUCCGGCUGCUUGUGGGAGCAGUGUCGGCCAGAGGAGCCAGGACACUGUGUGGCCCAAGCUGAGGUGGUCAAGGAAGGCUGCUCCAUCUACAACCGCUCAGAGGCAUGUCCAGCUGCUCACCACCACCCCACCUAUGAACCGAAGACAGUCACAACAGGGAGCCCCCCAGUCCCUGAGGCCCACAGCCCUGGAUUUGACGGGGCCAGCUUUAUCGGAGGUGUCGUGCUGGUGUUGAGCCUACAGGCGGUGGCUUUCUUUGUGCUGCGCUUCCUCAAGGCCAAGGACAGCACCUACCAGACGCUAAUCUGACCCCCUUGGGCCUGGACUCCAUCCUGAGGGGAAAGGAGGAUGCAGAGGCUGGCUUCUGGGCACCCUUGUGGCUGAGAGCAUCCCUCAACCGCCUCAUCUCCUCCAUUGCCCCUGCUGGGCUCCCCAGCCUGACACUGGGUUGUGUGCCUGCCUCUUCCCACCAACUGGCCUGGCGCUGCCCCCAAAUAAAGGAACUCUGCACUGCGCUUCA
Molecule: messenger RNA, 1537 nt
Organism: Symphalangus syndactylus (siamang)
Lineage: Eukaryota; Metazoa; Chordata; Mammalia; Primates; Hylobatidae
Gene: CD164L2
Product: CD164 molecule like 2
Cellular component (GO): cytoplasmic vesicle
Source: RefSeq, a predicted model, not a curated record